UUCUAAUGCUAAAGAGAUUCAAAAUGAACUAGGUGUGGGAACUUGGAGCCCUGGAAGCAAGUUUUGUGUUUCAGAAGAGCCCAUUUGGUAUCCAAAAGGGAUUAUAAAUACAUGACCUAAGUGUAAAUCAGUCAUACCGAACUGCAAGGUAUGAAGGAGAUGUAACAUUGACCAAGAGAUGUAGGUAAUUUUGUUCAUUAGUUAUCCUUUUUUUUGUAAUUUUUACAUAUUUUCACUGAUUCUUAAUAAACAUACAUCUUUCCAUAUUUUCAAUCUUAAUAUUUGCUGAACCUCAAAAUCCUUGCCAUCAGUUUAUUGUUAAAAACCAUUUGUUUGUAUAUUAUCUUUUAAACCUUCACGUCUGAGUGUUGAAGAGUGACUUAGAAAUAUAUUAGUUGUUUGUCAUCAAGUAAAUCUUCAUUUGUGUGGCAUUGUUUACACACAAGUGAAGAAUUGGGUGAUAGGACAAGUCGAGGACUGGGGUGAAAAUAUAGACAAGAAAACACUGCAGACAGUCUGGGGAUGCUGAUCCUUGCCUGCACAGUUGGGGGUGAACUGAUCAGCUGACAGCUGGUAGAAAGAGGCAGGUCUUGGUACUCUGUCCUUGGGUAUACUGACCAGAAGUGCCACAGACAUUUUCAGUUCUUUGUGGAUUCUCCAGGAAACCUGGAGGGUUUCACUAAAGAGCCAAAGUGACACUGUCUCUGGAGAAUGUCUGCAUGUGCCUUUCUACCCCAACUGCAUCAUAUUUGGGCCCCAUUUCCCUCAUUUCUCAAAGGAAUGAGCAGAGAUACAUCCAGAGUUUAGUAUACUGAUGUUUACCUCAGAAUGAUUUAUAACUCUCAUAAAAAUGAAAAUAACAUGAAUGCUUAAAGUCAGAGAUUGGGAAAUAUAUAACGGUACAUUCAUACAAGGGAAUACUAUGCAGCUGUUAAAAUCUUGUCAUGGAAGUAUAUUCAACAACAUAGGGUUUAUGUAUGUGGUAUACAUAUUUUAAUCACUGCGUAUACAUUUUACAUAUUUGAACACAGUGAUCUUAUAUUUAGAUGAAAUAGCUUCAAGUUCAGACAGCUAUAAUCAAAAUAUUUAAUGUCUAUUUCUGAGUGGUUUGUUGAUACAUAUCUGUGAGUGGCUUGUGCUUUUCUGUAUCCCUCAAUUUCUUGUCAUUGAAUCUAGACUACUUCUGCAAUAAAAAAUCUUACUUAAUUUUUAAAAUUUUAUAAAAUAAUUUAUAAAUUUUACAUAUAUAGAAUUAAAAAAUACAAUAAAAUUGUUUAAUUAUAAAAAUCAAUGUACAAUGUAUUUAAUGAAAUUUUGAAAGGACAUAGGAGAAUACAUGCCCUGUAUUCACAUUUGUGUGUUUAUGUUUAUGUGAAAGAAUACCAUGAUGUAGAAUUCAUUACAUCACUUGAUUAACUAGAUCCUCAACUAGUAAUCUUAGACUACAGUCAGCAUUUCAUGCAAUUCUAUUACAAUUCUGAAAUGCUACUUUUGAAAGAGAGAAAAGAAGUAUGGAUAGGGAACUUUAGAACUGACUCACUCUGUAACAAGCUAGAAGAGAUUAGUGAUACUUUGUUUUCAUUUUUACCCAAGAAAUAGGAUUGUACCUAGAAAUGGAGACGUGGAGCAUGGGGCAAAACUUUAGUCCUCACAUAAUAGCUGUGACUCUCCACCUUUUUUUAACAUCAGAAAUUUUUCAAAGUUAUAUAAAAUGCUAUGCAAAUGAGCUUCAAGUCUCCCUUUAUAAAAAUGAUAGCACUAAUAGCAAAUAUGUAUGUAAUGCUCACUGUGCGCCAUAUACACUGUAAUUAAAAUGUAUAUGUAUACACAUACACUCACAGACAUAUACGUAUUAAACUGAUUUCAUCCUAAUAGUGACAUUCAAGACAGGUAGUAUCAUUUUACCAAUAAGGAAACCAAAGCAUGCUUUCCUAAUCUGUAAGCCCCUGCUUUGUAGAAAUUCUGGAGCUGCCACUAGGGAAGACAUGAGAUAAAUUUAUAUUUUAGGUCCACUCAAUCACUUCAUUCUUGAUAUCUCUCUCAACUUCUAUUUUAUACAGGUUUGGCUACUGCAGUAAGAAAAUCACAUCUCACUCCUAAAAUGACACAAGAAGUUUCAGUUCCUCUAGACCAUCCCCACCCACAAGGUCAGAAAGGAGCAAGACAACGAAUUGAACACAUUUUCUCAGAACCAGUGAUAAUAGGCAUUAUUUAUGGGGUGAUGGCUGGCACCGUUGGAAUUAUCCUCUCUAUUUCCUACUGUGCUCGUUUACUGAGAAAGAAAAAUGCAUUCAAUGUCCAACCUACAGAAUCAGUUGAUGCAGGAGAUCCUUUAAGUUCUGUAGAAACAGAAAAUCCAGGUGGGUGCUAGUAUCUUACUGCCUUUUGUAGUAUCUUACUGCCGAGGAAUAAUGUGCAUUUCCACAUUAGCAAAAGUAAUGCUUUGGUUCUCCAUUCAUGUCUCAAAUAUAUUGAAAGGCAGUGGAAUGUCAGGUGAACUAAAGUUUAGGCUCAUUUCAAUUCCCCAUAUUUGCAUAAAUGAAGUUAUUAAUUGUGUCUUUGUUAAGCUGGUGAAAUGAGUUAUGAAAUCUGAUCACACCUCACAGGAAACAUUGGAAAACAAGUAAGAUAUUUAAAAAUGCUUUAGUCCUACUUUUAUAGAAUUCUGUUCUGGAGUAAUUUCCAAGUCAAAGGCAAUAAGAGAUUACAGCGAGCACGCCAUCUCAACAAGAACUAGAAAUGUUAGGGUGUAAGUAUGAAUUGCUUUAGCCUCCUUGAACAUGCCCAUAAUUUAUGCACAAUGGGAAGUGAGCACACGUGAGCCUGCGUCAGCUGUCCACAGUGGGCCACAGACAAAUCCACUAGCCCAUUUCUCACAGGAGAAUGUUUUGGGAUAUACAGUCCUGUGAUGACCAAAUAGAGAAAGUCUGUUCAGUAUCCUCUGCUUCCAUAAGAGCACCCAUCCCUUUCACACACUCUCCAAGAGUACCAUGUCUCCGGCCUUCCAGCCAAGAAAGGUGGAGUGUCGGAUUUGAUGCAGGGGACCAGCCCAGUGCUCUUUUAACACAUGCUACAAUCAGUAAUUCAACAGUGAGUUUUUCUCCUUGCUUAUCCAUGAAAAAAGAUUAUUCCUAAAAAAGAUUAUAGACUGGGGAACCUGCCUUAAAUUCAAACACAUACAUGUAAUUCAACUCACUUAUUGCCUUCCCACUAUAUUCUGCCCAACACAAAUUCUCUGUCAGUUUCUCAUACCUGAAGAAAUUAGGAGCUGAGUAAUUAUGUUUGUCCUUUACCUAAGAAAUUCAAAAUAGAUUUUCUAAGAAAUUCUUUAUUUUUCUGUACACAUAAUUUCAAUAGAGCUAAUCUUAAAAUAAAUUCUAUUUCCUAAAAAUUACAUUCAAAGAUGACUGUAAGAAUGUAGAAUUCUGAAAUUUAUUUUAUUCAUUCAUUUCCUGUUGUAUUUAAAUAAAAGGAUGUCCCAUUCUACUGUUUUUUAUUUUUGCUCUCUAAUCCUUUGCAGAAGUUUGACAAUGAAAAUCUGCUCACCAAGCCAAAGUUUGGAAGAACUCAAAGACACAAAACUUGAGUCAAGUGAAAAAUGAAUAUGUUAAUUGGACAUCCAAUAUAUUGAAUAUCUUUUUAGGUUGUACAAUUUGGGGAUGAAUAUUCCAUCAUAAUGAGCCCAGUAACUCAAUGAUAGAAAAGAAAGAUCUCUACUAUUUAUAUUUCAAAGAAAAUUAUUUCAAAAGAAUAUUUGAAGAACUACUAUUUUCUUUCAAGCUUGCUUUUGUGCAUUAGCAUAAUUUUUAUUUUUAUAGUUAAUUGAUUUGGAAUUCUGAUCCAAAAUUUCAGUUGGCUUCACCUGCAGCUCUUUAAGACUGACUUAUUCUCUCCUAUUGUAUUUGAAUAAUUGUGCUGUCAAAUGAAAGGCUUGUAACAUGUAGAUGAAAUCUAAGUUGUCUUCUCAUUUUAAACUUCUGAGUCUAUUUUCAUUGUUUUAAAUAAAUUAAGGGGACACUGAAAUGCAAUCAUUUCCUUUAUUCCUGAGGAGGCAAAAUAUGGUAUUACACUAAUAAUGAUGAUAUUUUAGCCAUACUAAUGAAGUUUGUUCUUGGAAAUGCCUUCCAUACAUGCAUAUAGAUAGAUAGAUAAAUAUAGAAAUAAAAAUGAUAGAUUCAGUCUUUAAUGCGUAAGUCAAUAAAAGGUUUUUCUCAUUUAAAAAAAAGUGAAAUAGUAGACAUGUAUAAAUGACCCAUUUAAAAGACUCUGUCUGAGUCGAGCAUUAUUUCUUUCAGAGCACUGACUAAUGCAUUAUGUUCCACUGGAAGAGUUUUUCAUAUAAAAGGUGAGAGUAUCUUGAGAAAGAAAAGAAUUUAUGAUUUUUUCCUUGCAAAGAAACUUAGUAUAUCUCUGUAAAUGCAACAAGAUGUACAAAUUUAACAUGCAGGUCAAUAUUUUAAUAGUUCACACUUUGUUCUCAAUUAAAUUCUUUAAUCCACUCAGUCCUAUUUUCUCUUAUUCAGAAAGCUUUGAAGAUUGGUUUAAAUAAUCUAAAAGACAUUUCUAGAUAUAAGACUAAGGCUUUGUAACUAUGCAGCUAUCACUCAUUUAUAGUGAAAGUUAAAAAGCAAUGUGAAAACAAAGAUGUGCCUUCCAUAUUCUAUUUACAAAUUAAUAAAUAUCUACAUGGCUUUCUAUUGUUGUAUGAUAGUAAAUAAUGAUGUACAUAUUUGGGCCUGGCAGCUUAAAUUUAUUUUUUAAUUCUUAACUUACUUGUACGUUCAGAGAAUGCUCUUGUACUAAGUUGACUUAUUUAAAAUAAAGAAUAAGAAUAGCCCAUUUCUGUUGGUAUAUAUUUUUUAAAGUUGUUUUAACAGUAUUAUUGGGGUGUACUUAACCAAAUGAAUAACCCAAGCACAAAGGCAAUUUUAAAUGUACUUUUUUCAAUAAAAAUAAAAUGUUGAACCAAAAGAGAACAUGAGACUAACCUUGUCUCUUAAGUAAUUUACAAGUCAAAGACAACAGGGGACUAGAGUGACUCUGCCAUCUUGACUGAAGCAAGAGAAUUUAGAUAAUAAUUAAAGUAGGAAUUGUUGUAACCUCCUUGAACUUUUCCAGCCAAUUUUUCUGUACUUCCGUGGACUUUGCACAUUUAAAUUAAAUGUUUGUGGGAAGAAAUGACCUUUGCUGUCUUCAUAUAUUUUUAAUCAAAUCAGCAUAAAAUUAAGAGUUAAAGAAAUCUUAGCUUAUAAAGCCAACAUGGCCCAGUAUAUGGCUCAUAUUGAAAUUCUCCUUGUCAACAAAGUUCUAAUGGG
Manis pentadactyla (Chinese pangolin) is the source of this 5315-nucleotide messenger RNA. It is a transcript of the gene GYPA, whose product is annotated as glycophorin A (MNS blood group). Gene Ontology annotation, cellular component: membrane. The coding region runs from base 2102 to 2371 and encodes 89 amino acids. Lineage: Eukaryota; Metazoa; Chordata; Mammalia; Pholidota; Manidae. The record is from RefSeq and is a predicted model, not a curated record. The transcript has 4 exons.